Porites evermanni is the source of this 14510-nucleotide messenger RNA. NCBI's taxonomy places the organism in Eukaryota, Metazoa, Cnidaria, Anthozoa, Scleractinia, Poritidae. The record is from the annotation of a GenBank genome assembly.
AUGCUUGAAUUCUCUUGUAAUCCAGGUAUGCAAAUGCAUGAGUUGUUUUUCUUGCUAUUACUCAAUAGUACACUACUAUAACUAAAGGAGGGAGGAGGGAAGUGAUUGUUAGAUUACUCAAAGGUGCUUUUUCCUACAGGACUUGUUACCGUUUACCCUCAUACUAUACAAGUGUUUUAUUGAUAAAUAGUAAAACUUAUAUGUGCCGAUAUCAACAGACGCUUGAUAGGCGCCAUUUUCAUCAUUGGUUAUAAAAAACGUUUUUAAGUAAAUAUUUAAAUAUAUUAAAGAUAUAAAUAUGUCGAACACUAAAAAUUAGAAAAAUUAUUUUGCGUACUCAAACUGUACUUACGGCAUGAAACCUACUAAAAACGAGUAAAAACGUUACGUCAAAUUACACAAAAGCUAUCUGGAAUGAAAAUGGCUCGAGUGCCUUCUUAAAAAUCAGGAGCACCUAGCUAACGACCGUUUUCUGUAAAAUAUCUGUUCGGAGAAGUAAAUAUUACCUAGAAUUUUCUAUUGUUUGAAUACGGCUAAUAAUUUCUAGAUGAUCGUUCCAUUCAGGUACAAACUAUUUUCGAAGCUUAUCUACAAAAUUCCCUACGAUUUUCUGAAGUUUAAUUUUUUCAUAUUUUACUCGAUCCUUAUGUCAGGCUAAUUUUCGUAGAAAAGAAAACCUAAAAUUCUCGGUUUCAAAAAUGUGAUGGAGAGAGAGAAAUCAAAAAUUAUCAUUUUCGUAAAACGUUCAAUUGCAUCUAAACUUUUCUGGAAAAUAACACUGUAGCCUUUGAAAUUUCGAAAAGCUUCAAAUUCCCGUAGGAUGACCGAACAGAUAUGAACUUUAUAGCACCACUUAGAAUACGUUUCUAGAGAUCUAAAAGUACUCUGGAUAGCUACGAGCCUAAAAAGGCUUUUCACUGUAUUUAGUAGGAAACCGUCGUUGGUUGCCCCUGAAAAAUGGCAACUGAGGGGCUUCUUUAUAUCGCAAAAGGAAACAAAUUCCAAAGUUUAGGAGCAGCAACAGCAAAAAAGUGAUCUCCUAAAGUGGUUUAAGUCCUGAAUUCUCCGCUAUGCCAUUAAAAAUAGCUUAGUGACGAAUGUUUUCAGAAAUAUAUGCGAACAAAAUUCCCAAUUUUGCAAAUUGUAUCUUUCAUCGAAUUGUUAUAAACAGUAUCAUUUCUUAGACAUUCAAGUAUGUGUCUAAAGUUGUGAAUCUGUGAUAUCGCCUUAAAGUUCCUUUGUGGGGGCUUGGAUGAGUUUUUUGAAUGCUCUUUGGCUAUGGUGAAUUUGCUUGAGUAGAUAUUCUGAAUUGAUGAAUACCUUGACAAGAGCCGUCUCUUAAAUGCAGGUACUUCAAGUGAGGAUAGCGGAACCUUUUUUAAGAAGCAUAUGCCCUCCAAGAUAGCUAAACAUGAAGAUGCAUCUUCCCUGAGAAAGGAACCUCUUAACAGCUGGAGUUUGCAAAACAUUGCAGGAUCAACUUCUAGUAUAGGUAAAUGGAACAAGCUAAUUAUUUUGAUAGGUUGGUGCAGUAGUAAUGAAGGUUCAGGAAUAGUGUUUUUCUGAAAAGAUAGCCCACCUGGAUAUUUAGGGGCGAAAACUUUUAGUACGUAGCAAUGAUUUCGAAAAAACUGUCACCCCGUCGAACCCCGCUUUACGGAUAUCUCUUUAUUACGAACACUUUCCUUUGUCCCUGGGUAAAGCCCUUACAUUUUCUCUAAAUUCUCUUAAUACACGGACACCCGUUAAUGGGGAAAAGGACACUUGUUUCUUGUCCAAUCAAUAGAUUCUCAAGGAAUAUCAACCUACAGUCCGCGACAAAAUUGUUGAGACAUUGUUAUCAAAUAGAGUAACUUCAGAGAACAAAAGAAUCCACCCCCUGUCCCCUCCAUUCAAAGUUGGGGUGUUUGUUAUUUUCUGUGUAGACAUUACUCUAGUAUAGUUUUCGUGGCACUCUAUACGCAAAUGUAAGAAUGCAGCGAUAGUCUUUCACAAGCACUUAAUACAUGCAGUUCUUUGACCACAUUAUCGAGUGUGCAGGCAGGUACAGUACUAUCAGUUCUCUCUGCAAAUUUAGUACAUUGUACGAAUUGUCCCAGAAUUUUUUUAUCUUUAUCGUGAAAAGUGAGAGCUGGUAAAUAAAUAUGGAAUAAUAUACCCCUCAAUCCUAAAAGAUUACUUUCCUUAGAAAUCACGUACGAUUCCUUUUAAGUGUAGAUCGUCACUUCAAGUUUAGUAUUGUCUUUUAAAACGCUUCUAAAGGAUAAUAUACAAAGACAGGCAAUUUUGUGUUGGGCAGUGACAAACAUGCAAAAAUAAAAUUGGCUACUUGAAAUUUUAAGAUACCUGCUUUUCCUUUCUAAUAAUGUACCUUAAAGCUUGAAAGGGCUUCCUGUAUGACCGAGAAGGAACCGUUUUGGAAUGUAAUCUUAAAAUGGAUUUGUAUUACUUUAAAAAGUUAUAUGUUAGGUUUCACAAUCGAAUUUACCCUGAAUUCCUGGACCCCAAAAGUUUCUGCGCGCUUCCUUUAAAAUAGUAUGGGAAGUUGUCAAGCUGGAUUUAAAUGCAUAAAAGGACCAGCGAUACGUAGAAUAAGGGUCUUCACCAAAUUUAUGGGUCACACUUGUAUCCUGUGACCGUCAAAAUUUUAGACUGAUUACUGUAAAAUGAUACAUUGAACGUAGUUUCAUACGCGUGGUUAUGGGUGGUGGAGAUGUAAAUGGUUUACAAAAACAUAUUGUUCAAACACUGGAAGAUGCUUCUGACAUACCAGAGGGUGUUUCUGUCACUGAAAAGCAGCCUGUUGCAAAAACACAUGCUUUAGCUUCUGGAUUCUCAGGAGAGCAAUGUCCAGUUAAUGAAAAGAUUAAUACUGAGGAUGCAGCCAGAUUAAGUGAAGAAUCUCGCCCAAUUUGCCAUACUCCUAGUGUUUCAGGGUGCACUUCUGACCAAGGUAUGGAAUUAGAAUGAAGAGCUGUCAAACUUUUUAACUCUUUCGAGUGUUUGGCCCAUUUUAAAAUACCUGUUUUAUUAUAUUUUGUUGUCUGUGUUUUAUUUGUCGUUUAUGGCUGAAAAAUGCUCUGUUUGUUUAAAAAAAAACCACACUUUUAUGCUUUUUCACAAAAAACGUGUUGUUAAAGAAGCAAUAUAAUCGUAAUAAGAAGCAGUAUUCAUUCAGAGUAUUUCUCCGUUUCUGAUUGGCUAAAAUCACACGCAUAAUUCAUCAUAACCAGCUACUGUUUAGACCACACUGGAAGAAUACUUUGCGAUAUUGAACCAAUGACGCCAAAAGUGGAGCAAAUUGCCAGAUUAUUGAACCGUCAACCGAAAAGACCGGGGGACGACGUUGAGUUGUUUUGUUAGUGAGAGCAAAAAUGGCGGAACAUUUCACUCGUUUCAUCAGGAAGAAAUAGGCGAAAUUGGCCAAAUAGCAAGAACAGUAAGAAGACAACUCGAAGGACGACGUCUGCUAUUUGGAGAAUAUGAGGUGAACGACCCUUUAUCUCCUAAACUUGCCGAUAAACAUACGCUAUCGAAGAUGAACUUAACAUCGAUGGAGGUAAGCCUGUUUUAGCUUGUUUUUUUGUUUUGUUUUUUUUUGUAAUUAGGAAAUAUUUUAAAUGAAUAAUAAAACAAUUAUUGAAUUCGGCUUUAUUAUAAUCUAAAGAAUUAUGGAGAUCUCGGCUACGGCUUCGGCGGAUAACACCCCCCUCGAUUUCCAUUCUUCAGAUGAUACUCAGCCUCAUUCAAUAAUUGUUAAGUAUUCUAACCUGUAGUACCGUAAAUCCUCUAUUAAGCUCCCUCUCUCAAAUAAGCCCCUUCCCACUAAUAAGUCCCUCUUUUCAGGGGAAGAACGUUAAUAAGCCCGCCCCACUCCUCACCCCUAAUUAUUCUUCACUAAUAAAAUAAUGAUACACUGUAUUAAUCAAUCACGGCCGUAAAACUUCGUGUGGACUGAUUUGGGAUGGUUUGUUUACCAACUUGAAGUUCGGAUUUGAUUCUGAUCCUCGGCUGCAUGACCUAAGACUUCUUGUACUUUAAGCUUUUCCACUUUGUAUUCUACAGUAGUUCUUUGUGGAGAACUGAUGCCUUCUCUAUUUCAAAUUAAAUAAGCCCCCCCCCCCGUCUCUAUUAAGCCCCUCCUCAAAUGUGCUUGAAAUAAAUAAGCCUCGGGGGGGCUUAAUAGAGGAUUUACAGUGAUGCUUUUUAUCACUAAUUUCAGAAACAGCAAACACUGUAAAGAUGUCAAUCACCACACGUGAUUUAAGUAGUGAACUGGAGGACGUCGUGGGCAGAAUGUUAAGAUAUCAACUUGAAGUGUACUUGAAAUACAAUAAAACAACCAAGCUUUCUACAGCCAAUGGACUGAGUGAUUUCGUUAAGCAUUUAGAAAGUACUUACAACUUUUCCUUGACAACUGUGGGUAUGGGAUCGUUGGUAAUAAAAGGCCAGUGCCUCGACCUGCACAGUCUCGAAAGUCUUUGGAAUGACUACCAUUCUGGUGUCCUGAAUGAAGCUGCAGAGAAGUUAAUAGUCACUGAUGACAUAAAGAGAGAAAUCAAUUUGGAGACCGUCAAAUUAAAGACCAUUAUUGAGGUUGACAACUAUUUGAUUUGCCAAAAAGCUCUUACGGAAAAGUCAGGUGAGUUGGUCUGUUAGCAAUUUUCUUGGGCAAUUAUUCUUUAGAUAAGAAACUGAAAUAAUUGCUCUCUUAGUGUUUUAUAGCAACGUACUCCACAAAAUUCAUGAAAAUUAUACAAUCAAACGGGCAUUUUCAAGCAUAACGCAAGAUAAUGGAGCAUGUCAGUGUAUCAAGUCGCUGCCAAACUGCUUUGUAGCGAUAUUAUUUUUUUGUUAAGUUUGGUUGCUAUCCAAGUACUUAAUAGAACAGUACUUGACAACGCAGUGUACUCGUCCGUCGUGUUUUUGUUCCUUUUUCAUCUGACUGAGUUGGACACCAGUCACUUUUGAAAAAUGCCUUUCUUCCCAUGGUGAUAGCAGUUUCAUUUCUAAAUAAACUGCUUGUGUAGAAAGUAGAACUUUGAAUAUAGAGGGCGACUAGAAAGGGCUGCACCCAGGGGUGACGUCACAUAGUAACGGGCAAGAGCCACGGGUCGCUUGUGCAAAUUAGCAAGGGAUACCACAGUUAUUAGGACGAGCGAGGUCGAGGAAAAGCUAAGAAGCUUGCAAAUAUCGCUAUAUAUCGCUAAUUUGAUCGCAAGUGUGUGAGCUUUGUUGCUGCUAUGAUCUGUUUGUGUAAACCGUUUUGAUAUUUUGUGUCCGUAGUUGUAUAAUUUUGUUAAUUUGUUUUGCGGGCCGUGUUGCGAGAUCGCCAUCUUUUUCACGGGACCAGCAAGUUCAUCAAAACUUAAAUCCUUUUUUCUCUAAAAUAGGCAAGGUCUAGUGUCCAGAAUAGGAGGUUCCAUUCACAGAUCACACAUGUUUAUAUUUCAUCUAUUCUUUUGCUAAUUAAAGCGACCUAACUUCGUAUCAAUCCUUUUGAGUGAGGGCCUCUGUUGAUUUCCUAAUUCGCCACAAAUUCAGUAAAGCUAGUUUGUGGAUUAUCUGCAUCGAUCGGCCUGUUGAAGCGGAAAUAAUGCCAAAUAUAGCUUUGAAAUACGCGCUUGAGCUAAUUUUCCUCAAAUGUAUAUUUGAAUUCAUGAUAAAUACAGUUCCGCCAGCUUCAAAAAGCGUCUAUGGCAGAGAAAAAUGGUUUUGAUAUAACCAAAUUAAUUUUUCAAAACAUGUGUGCGUGUGUGUGGCAUUGUGGUGCAGUGGUCAAGGAGGUGCUUGCACCUUCAGAUGAACUGGGUUCGACUCUCGGCGACGCUAUUUUCUGUUUCUUUGCAUCGUUUUCUUUUUUUUUUUUCUGUUUAGUCUUUGUUUUUUGGUCCUAUUUUCCUUUUGGCCUGUUUUUCUUUAUUCGUACUUCUGACCCUGCUGAUCAUGCACUUGGAUCAAUAUAUAUUUUAAGCUUUAGUCCGGAGUUAUAUUUUAGAAAAGGGACUAAACUAGUACAACACAAACUUUUCUAAUUUAUACCCAACAACCACUGGCGAAAUUUAACUUGCCUCUUGUUCUUCGUCUUAAUCAUAACAAUAUUAUUACCCUAAAAUCUCCACUGGGUUUACGCCAAAAUAAUAAUCAAGCGAAGCCUUUAUUGGUGUUCGAGAUUUAAUUACAGAAUUACAGGUGUAUGUCCAGUACAGUAUUAAAAUUCGGUAAAGCAACAAGAUUCAAUGCUCACAGUCUCUCACAAAUACCCGUCAUUCAGCUUCUUCUUUCAACGCUACCAGCUAAGCGAACUUCCACUACCUGUGAAGAGCGGAAAAUAUGCACAAUGUAAAGUACAGUCGACUCCCGAUAACUCGAACCUUCAAGGGAAAUCGAAAAAAGUUCGAGUUAUCAGGAGUUCGAGUUAUCGGGAGCUCGAAGAAAAUAGCCGAGAGUAAGGUAAAAAACAGUUUUUACUGCACAGUGAACAUUUUAAUCACAUUUAAUUGUAGAAAUGUAGAGUGAAAAUUAAAAGAUACUUCUAGAUUAUAAAUCAGAACGUAACGUAACAAAACAUGGCCUAAAUAGAGCAUGCCUUUUACUGUUUUGAGAAGUAAAACUGCUUCACGUUAGCCUGUGACAAUCAACAUCAGCCUCUAGUAGUAAACUAUACUCCUACAAAACGUUCAUAGGAAAUCCAAAAUUCAAGUUUCGGACGCCAGCAGACGGCGUUUUUCCCGACUUUUUAAGGGCUCAAAACAUGGUUCGAGUUAUCGAGGGUAAAAUGUUAUAGAAAAUGACCUGAGGGGAAACGAAAAUUGGUUCGAGUUAGCGGGAGUUCGAGUUAUCGAGGGUUCGAGUUACCGAGAGUAAAAUUACCGUGAAAGUAUGACGGAAAUCCAGGGGAAAUCGAUUUUGGUUCGAGUCAGCGCGAGGUUCGAGUUAGCGAGGGUUCGAGUUAUCGGGACUCGACUGUAUGAUAUAUUUCCAUUUGAUGAACCUCUUAUUGUUGUGUCAACAUUCUUUCAUCUUGUGUCCACUGGCCCUCAAAGUGUUACAGUUCGGUAUGAUUGCCUGUAAAUUUGCUCGACGAUAGAAAGAAAUCUUAAAAAUUCAUAACACCACUGAACGUUUCAUUCCAAAAAAGUACCAAAGUCUGUUUUUCUAGGACAAUAGGGAUUUAAAAAUCUCCAGAUCCAAGAAAUCGGAACAGUAUUUCCGUGAUAAAUUCGAAAUUUUUAUCCGUCUCUUCGAUGAACACUUUGCUCGCCAUUUUAGAAGUCACCGACGCGAGACGUGAAGUCAUACUGACAGGCGGACUGAACCACCGAUUUCCUUGGAGGCACCUUCCCCCCGCCCCCUGGCUGCAACUAACUUGUAUUAUUACCUUCCAUUGAAAAAUGUUGCCUCUCCAACAUACCAACUAACAGUCUUCUUCUCAUUAUAUAAACCGUCUAAUAAAUUAAAACGAUACAGCUCUAAGGUGUGUUUUCAAAAUAGUUUAAAUACCUAAAUGACAGAUUUCCCUACUCUUUCAUAUACUUAAACGCUUAAAAUUCGUACCCUUUCAUAACCCUGAAGCCUGACAAAAGUACCUCUUUCAGGCAAAGUCUCCUCCCUGGCCAUCAUAGGGAGUACCCCGGGCGGGGUUCCACCCGUUUUAUGCGGACAUCGUGUAUUGAACGAAGACCAAAGCAUUCCCCAAGGAUGUCUGAUUAAAUCAUGUUUGCCUGGGCGUUACCAUUGAACGUUAUUGGGAUUUUUUUUCUAGGUGUCGCAGGUAUCAAUGACACUUCAUCUCAAACAGCUUACCCAGGUCAACUAGAAGAUACAGGGUGGAGUGACAAGAGCUCAGGUGUUGCAAAAGUAAGGUGUUGUUCAUUUUUUUCUUUUUCUUUUUUUAUGGCGGGGAAGUGGUAACGCGAGCAAUAUAAAGAAGCAGUCCUCUGGCAAGUCGGUCAGUUGAAGAUCGAAAAAUAUUUAUCAAUAGAUUAUACAGUAAGUUUUUAAUUAGUUGCAGCUAUACCAAACAAAUACCACAGUGAUUAGCUUAUUUCCUUGAAUAAGCACUCUGGUUCUUAAAUCAAAUGUUGUCCAAAAUGGAGGGGAGUAUAUCAUAGGAGGGCGUAGCCUGCGCUUCAAGUAUUCCAGUGAGAGUUCGUCAAGAAAAUUGAAACCCCUCUUUUUCGGUCUGGCUGCAGCGUUACCACCAAAACUCGUUCGUAAAUGCUUGCUACGCAGGCUAACUAGGACACGCAGUCGGAAAGGGAAAAGCACCUAAAGAGCGCAUUUUAUCGUAGCUUGUUAUACAUUUUUCCUUUUUCGGGAUUAAACUUAAUUUUGUAAGGAGAGAUUUCCCAUGUAUUCUUUAUUUGAUUCGAAUUUCAUAUCUUGCUUUUAAAUAUUCCCUUUUAAGGUUUGUUAGCCAUAAUUUACAUUGAAUUUGCAUUGAGUUGUUUUAGUUUCCUUAAAUUAUAUACAUUUUACUUCAAUGUUUACAUUUAAAAAGAUAAUUUGUUUCUGAAUAGAUAUACAGCUUAGUCACUGAAUAACUAGACCUUUCGCCUGUUCAAAUACCAACCGUUCGUAGUUUUUGGUUUUGACAUUUUAGGGAAUCCUGAGCAAAGGAAAUUCUAACUCUUUUACACAGCUUUCUUUGUAAAUUUCCUAAAUUCACUUGCUUGACUGACAUUUAAUUUUGAGUUCUUUAGUUUAACAUAUGGAUUUUAAAAUUGAAUUUACCCAGAUUUGUUUUCGGUGUUCAGCUGAUUUUAUUCAGCCUUCUUUCCAUUUGUUUUGUGAUGUUGUAAUAAGUUGAUCGGUUAGUAUAAAUAGAGCACUGUUAUUCCUGGUUUUCGAUUUACAUUGCGCAGUUAUAUGCUUGUACGAUUAACAUCGCGGAGUUACAUGCUUGUACGAUUUACAUUGCGGUUGUACAUGCUUGUACGAUUUUAAAAUUGCGGAUUUAAUUGAUUGUACUAGUUACGUUAACGAGCUGAAGAUUAAACUGUUGAAGUCCAAGUUUGAGUCCUGUCCUGUUUCCAGUUGUAGCAGAUCCGGUACCUUGGAAUAGUGACGAGUUCCUUUCCCGCUAGCCAAGCGAGUUGCGAGUUAGUUUUACCCCUUGUUGUUCUUACGCCGAAGUCGCUCGAGUUCUCUUUACGCUUAAGUCCCCGAUUUGUGCUUGGAAGUGCAAAACCCAUCGUCACAAUUUGGCGCAAAUUUUGUUUUAUAUGAGCAGUUAAUUUACAUACUACAAACACACGGAGUUAGAAAUGGGACUUGAACUGACUUUACGGAGAACACAGUAGUCCAGUAUUAAUGCCGCCAUAAGAGAUAAGACAUUUAUUCAAGUUAGGAAAGAUAGAGGCUUCAGUAGUUUUAGAUAUACCCUCUAUUUAACAAACUGAGGGGGAGUAGGGUACUUAGCUGGCCAAAGAAGGUGGGCGCUUAUUCGGGGAGGGGGCUCAUAUGAGUGCGGCUUCUUAUUCGACGAAAUGGGCUAUGAGAGGAAGUUGGUUUGAAGUUGUGUGAUUGCACCGAAAAAUAUCAUGUCAGUCAUAAAUUGUAGUUUGUUAAUUAUCAUCCUAGGACAAGAAGCUGCCCCUGACCCAUAUGGAAAGAGCUGAGAGGGCAAGAGUAAGUUCUGGGCGACGUUUAUUGCAGUGUAGGGUUAUUGUGCAUUCAAAGGAAUGUAGAAUGAAUCUUGUUUAAGACUUGCACAUAUAUUAGAUUCAGAAGACCCUGGGUUUAUUACCAUCGUUAUUUAACUGUUUGAGCAGCGAGCCACUUUACUUUAUUGGAGUGGCGAGGAACUUAUUAGGGAAAGCUAGAAGGGGUUUGGAAAGAAACGUUUUACCCUGAAGAGGAGGUGUUUACUAAAAUAUCAACUAAUGUAAGUUAGGUAUGUUGGUUGAAGAAUGUUUAUUUACCUUCUGAUUUAAUCAAACUUUUUAAACAGGCGUCGAGAGGGCCUCUACACAAGGCAGCUAUCAGCGGAUGGUACGAGACGAUCAAAAUGCUUCUUGAAAGUGGUGACGAUGUGAAUCAAAGAGAUCAGGUUUAAGUCCUCUCCAGUGUAUUCAAGUCCUACGUUAAGUCCUACCUCUCGCGUUCGCUUCAGUAGCAGAUUCUCUUAUUCUGUUCUCAACUUGGCUGCGACGCACUAAUGCAAUAGCCUACGGACAAGUUCUUGUGUUGGUUUCGCAAGGAGUUUCGAGCCAGCGGGAAAAUAGGCCCUUCGAAGGUGGCCAGUCACAUGUUAAAUCAGGCUCUUAAAAACGAACUGGGGCAAGUCAAACAAAGAGCUCGCAUCAUUUAAAAUGCCAUCAUUAGGUUAAACCUGAUCGUCCUGGUGAAUUUGUCCAUUGCCCGGUCAAGAACUCUGAUGAUGAUAUCCUCAUAGGUUGCGAAGCAUUCAAGUAACUGUCACCAGCAAUGCUAUAGGCGAAUCUUUGUUUACAAUUUUUCCCUCAUUAUAAACAUAUACCUUUCAUUUUCUGAUCAAGCUAUUAAAAUAAACUCUCUGAAUGUUAAAAAGCGUAGCAAUUUCAGUUAUCUGUAAAAAUCUUAGCCCGAUACACCAAAUAGUUUCGGAGAAAUUAUGUUACAAAAAGUCGAAGUUCUCAAAUAUUUUAUGAACUCAUUAACGUCUUUGCCACACAGCAAUUUUGCAUUUUUCGAUGGCUGCUAUUUCUCUUGAAAUUAAUUUGCAAGGAGCUGAAAAUUGCAAAAAUUGCUCAAAUUAGUCAACUCUUUCAAUUACAGUGUAAUGCUGCGUAUUAGUCUACUAUCCAUUUCACAAGUUAAGUAAAAUCUCACCAUGCAAGUUCUUGAAAAGCCACCAUUGUUACUGCACUAGCUGGCUUACUUCAACCUCAUCUGUGUUUUUUUUCCUAUUUUUGUAGUUUUCUUUGACCCCUCUUCAUCUUACCUGUUGGUAUGGACAGGAAUCUGUCGUCAAACUGUUGUUGAAACAUGGUGCAAACGUCAACGCUAAAGACAGGGUGAGUUGGUGAACGUUACUACUUUGAGUAAUAUAGUGCCGUGAGAGGGGUAGGGCAAGGAAGAAAACGUUUUGUAUUGAAUGUUCCAUUGGGCAGGUAAAUUUGCUCUAAUUACAUCUGUGGUAUCCUUUAGUCCCACUUGUAUCACUUCACCAGAGUCAUUGUUAGGUUUCCUCGUUUUCUCCUACAUAUUUAAGCGCCUUCUCCAUUAUGGCUCCUACACCAAUUUUAAUUGGUGUAGUGGCUUAUUCACUUAAAAGUGAAUAAGCCACUUUCAACUGUCAAAGGGGGUUUGAUGAAUUUUAGCUCGCUUGUAACAGAAAAUGAAUGAGGGGACUAUUACCAAUCGCCCUCCUAUAAGACCAAAUCACCUAAAGAAUUAAAAAGGCAAAAAAAACAACGAAAAAAAGCUUAGUUCUCGCAGGAUAACCAUCGUUUUUUGUUUGUUUGUUUUUGCUGAUGCUUUUUUCUGAAGGCUGACAUUAGAUCUUGUUACAAGACUAUUAAUCUAACCCACACUACGACACUUGCGUCCAGGACUGAACGCGGACGCAAUUCUUUUAAUUGCUUGGCUCUGUAAAUUUUGUAGGUAAAAUUGUUUUUGUUUUUGUUUCGGAGACAGAGGUAUACGGUUAAGAUGUUUCUGUGGUAAAUAGCAAGUGGGAAUUAACGCGUAUUACUCUGCUUAAAUGUGUUUAGUUUCAACGAACACCUCUGCAAAAAGCUGAACGUCAAAACCACCACUCCAUAGUGCAGUUGCUGCUGAAGAAUGAUGCCAGGCCAACUCUUCAUCAACCAGUAAGAUAUCAGAUUUUGUCAGUCUUCCCUAAUCCAUUUUGCCAAACGUUGUCUUUCAGAUGGAGUUCUACCUAAAUUGUUUAACGUUACCUAUACAUCAUCGUACGAGUUUUUUAGUCUCUUCUAUCUUUUAGAUACCUUACAUUUGUUGUUAUUUAAGGAAUACCUUACCUGAGAACCUUAGAACUGAAGACCUAGGCUUGUCUUGCUUCAAAAAAAAACGUUGCAGAAAUUUUUACAAAAAAAAAUAUUAGGGACUUUGAUCCUGAUCGCCCACAUGUUACCUGAGCAUAAAAUCAUAGUCUAGUUUUAUGUCAUAAUUAUCAGUUUAUAUGUGUUACUUUUUUUACAUUGUAAGUUAUAUUUCAAUUUAGUCAGGAGUUGCUCGUAUGGUUCUUCUGUUCCCCACUAGUCCUUCCCCGCUGCUCUCCUCGCGUAUGCAGUGAAAAAUAAAAAUUUAAUUUAAUUGAAAUUAAAAUGUGUUUAUUUGCAAUACACGGAAACACCAUUAAUCGAUUAUGUAUCAAAAAGGUACUUUAGAAUUAGAGUCUAAUGAAAACCAUCUUUAUAUUUUCCUCAUGAUCAUGAUCAUUUUUAUUAUAGGUCAGUCUAAGGAAACUCGCGAGAAAAGCCUUCUCACAAGUCGAUCAACAAUCUGGACUUAAUCUGCUCCAGGCUCCUGUCUUUGAGGGAAAUUACAACAUUGUUUUAAAUGCUUAUGGCCUUCUUGAUAACUUUGAAGAAGAGACGGAACUUGUAACAACGGAACGUAACGCCAAAUUGUUUUCAGGGAAGACUGCAACGGACACCUUAUCUCGUACAAAGAGAAAAAAACCAAGUCAUGUUAGUAUCGAAAGACUUAAUGACAAGUGGGCUAUGGACAACAGUAGAAUAACUGAACAGCAGUGGACUACAUGCCAUGAUGAUGCGGAACAAGCAGUUGAGUUUGUGUUAAAUGGCGGUAUAGAUAUUAAUGCCUCAGGAUCAGACAAUGAUUGGACAGCUUUGUUGCAGGCGAGUCGUUCAUCCUCAAGUCAGUUCAUUGAGACCCUCAUUGAUCUUGGGGCCGACGCUAAUGCCCAAAGAAGAGAAAGUAAAGAAACACCACUAAUGUUAGCAGCUGACUGGAACAACUACAGGGCCGCGUACUUGCUUUUAAGACAUGGAGCUGAUGUAAAUGUACAGAUUAGUAAUGGGUUCACACCACUGCACUUAUCAGUCAAAAAAAAUCACGAAAAUCUCAUCAAAUUAUUACUUGCAAACAAAUUGGUUGUAAAUAUUCAAGAUAAAUGUGGAUAUACACCCUUGCACUGGUGUGCCAAAGAGGGUCACGAAUACCUCUGUAGAUUGUUACUUGAACACAACGCGAAUGUAAAUAUGAAAGAUUAUUUUGGAGAUACACUAUUGCACUGGUGUGCCAAAGAGGGUCACGAAAACCUCUGUAGAUUGUUACUUGAACACAACGCGGAUCUAAAUACGAAAGAUUCUUUUGGAGAUACACCCUUGCACCGGUGUGUCAGAGAGGGUAACGAAAACCUCUGUAGAUUGUUACUUGAACACAACUCGGAUGUAAAUACUCAAGAUUCUGUUGGAGAUACACCCUUGCACCGUUGUGUCAGAGAGGGUAACGAAAACCUCUGUAGAUUGUUACUUGAAUAUAGCGCAGAUGUAAAUAUUCAAGAUGAAGGUGGAUACACACCCUUGCACCGGUGUGUCAGAAAGGGUAACGAAAUCAUCUGUAGAUUGUUACUUGAACACAACGCGAAUGUAAAUAUUCAAGAUGAAGGUGGAUUCACACCCUUGCACCGGUCUGUCAGAAAGGGUAACGAAAACCUCUGUAGAUUGUUACUUGAACAUAACGCAGAUGCAAAUAUUCAAGGUAAAGAUGGAUAUACACCCUUGCACUGGUGUGCCAGAGAGGGUAACGGAAGCAUUUGUAGAUUGUUACUUGAACACAACGCGAAAGUAAAUAUUCAAGAUAAUUAUAGAAAUACACCCUUGCACUGGUGUGCCAGAAAGGGUAACGAAAACAUCUGUAGAUUGAUACUUAAACACAACGCGGAUGUAAAUUUCCAAGAUGCAUAUGGAUAUACACCCUUGCACCUGUCUGCCUCAAAGGGUAACGAAAACCUCUGUAGAUUGUUAUUUGAACACAACGCGGAUGUAAAUAUUCAAGGUUAUGACGGAUGUACACCAUUGCACCUGUCAGCUCGCGGAAACAGCGAUUGCAGUAAGAUGAUCGAUCUUCUGAUGAAGUAUGGGAAGCAAAACAUAAACAUCCGUAAUGCAGAAGGUUUGACUCCUCUUCAAAUGGCAGUGAGACAUGGUAACGCACGAGUUGUAAAAAAGCUCGUCAAGCUAGGAGCUGAUGUUAGUGUGGUUAAAGCCGAUGAGACUGAUGCCAAAAGACUGAAACUCUUGAAGAAGGAAGCGAAGAGGAUGAAGCAAGAUCUUAAGUCUCAAAUGGGUACUGCGCAAAAAGCUAACGAUACAAAAUAUAUGACAAAUGUCGCUUCUGUUCAAGGGGCAGAAAGACUCGAAGAGUUUUAUCUCCAAUCAGAGAAAAUACGAAGGAGAACACUCUCGUAUACGUAUACAACACGGGAAAUACAGGAGAACCCGGAAGCGGAACAAGUGGAGACACUAGCAGUGAGACACCCCAAAUCAAAGGCCACUACAUCCUCAAGAACAAAUAGAUGUGUAAUGUUGUGA